Molecule: messenger RNA, 2352 nt
Organism: Dendroctonus ponderosae (mountain pine beetle)
Lineage: Eukaryota; Metazoa; Arthropoda; Insecta; Coleoptera; Curculionidae
Product: BTB/POZ domain-containing protein 6
Exons: 7
Coding region: 301-1329 (342 amino acids)
Biological process (GO): neurogenesis
Cellular component (GO): cytosol
Source: RefSeq, a predicted model, not a curated record
GAAGCGACGCCCGACGUCACAACCGACGUCGCGCAAAAAGAAGCGUUUCGCGCCUGCCUGAAACUGAGCGAUAAGCAAGCGCCGCUUCCGAAAAACAGCGCUCAUUAGUUGCGGUUCAGCUUAUCAAGCUGGUCGGGCAAAACACAUGACCGAAGGGUGGUAAAUCGGGGGGAAAUUCAGGGGCUACAUUCAUAUAGUGGCGCUUUUCUACCGGACUUCGAAGGACUUUUUUUCUUCGAAAAAAAGUUAUUUGUGGUGUAAAGGGGCCGAUGAAUAGACAGCGUUUCGUUAGAGUGCGGAAUGGAAGUGAUCAGCUCUUUUGUGUCUCUUCUCGUUGAGAGUCCGGAUGAAUCCAGAAAGGAGGUGAUUUUGAAAAUUCCCCUUGAAGGCGCCAAUCCAUCACAUUUGUCGGCUAAAAUGGUUCAGGUUGCCCACGAUCCGCAACAAGAAAACGGCCCACUCAUUGCCAGAACAAACACAGAAAAUAUACCGGAUGAUCUGAAAAGAAACAUGGUGCCAUCAGUUACUGAUGAUGCCUACAAGGUGGUCACAAGUUCAAUGAUGGCAGACCAAACCCGGCAGGUGGACCCCGUAACGGCUUUAAGCCUUCUGGAGUCGGCGUUGAUAAACCGAAACGUUCCAAUAGCCAAACACUACAUAUCCGACCUAACUGACCUGAUUAAGAAGGACAAUGCGCUAACGAUACUGAACAGCAUCAGCAAAUGGAUCCACAGUUCUGAGGCGGAUCGGCAGCUCAACUUUGAGCCUUCUGCGCCCCCCCUAGUGGAUAACGCCGCAGAGAGGAAUGACUCUUGGAUGGAGGAGCCGCUCGGGGAACUUCGACAUAAAAUCCUGCAGAAAGUCCAGAAAAAUGGGGAUUUCUAUCUCAAGCACAACGAGUUUCCCAAGUUGCACUAUCAGGACGUUUUCGACAUCACGACCAGCGACGAUCUGCAAGUGUCCAACGAAUUGGUCGUUUAUUGUGCCAUCAUGUGCUGGGCAGAGGCAGAGUGCCAAAGAACAGGCCUGAGCACCGAGGACGUGAACAUCAAAGCGGUGCUUAAGGAUCUUAUUUACGCGCCCAGAUAUGGCUUGAUGUCGAAAAAAGAGUUCAGCGCCCGUACUAUCGAACACCAUAAAGGGCCAGACCGAAUCGGGAUACAAUCUGAGGUGAACGAAGAGAUCAUUCGCUUUAUCAGCAACAAGAAGAGAAUUAACAGAGCGCUACCGCACAAACUGUCCAAAGCGCGAUCAAAGUCCGACGGCGAAGUUAUGAAGGAAAAAGUCAUCAUAAAUUGUUUAACAUGUUUUACUGCGGUCUUUGAUUGAGCCACAAGCUAAGGCAAGCGGUUGAAAACAACAAAUUUGCGUCCCAACCCCCGGGGGAGCGGAAAAUAAAAAAAAAUGUUUGUUUAUUUAUCGUAUGCAUUUUAAGAAAAAAAAUCCGACGAUGAAAACGAACCAUCAAGCGAACUUAAUGCUUUAAUGAUGUAUUUCUAACUAUUGUUAAAAGUUGCGUAAUUUUGUUGUUCUAAACACAUUGUUAUAGUAUAUGUAGAUCACUAUAAAAAUCUUUAAUUUAAAUUAAAUUAUUACCGACCGAACCGUCGACUUUAUGUCGCUUAAGGCACUAGUAAUUAUCGGAAACAACUUAAAGGUACGUCCACAUUGAAGAUGAUUUUAUAGCAAAAAAUAUAUAAAUAUUCAUCAUAAACCACCCCUUUUCUCGCAAAACUGCUGCCAUUAGGGCUUUUGACUCAGAGUACAUUUUUUCUGUUGAAAACAUAAAUCUUCUAGAAUACGUGUGGACAUACACGUAAAUGGUAAAUAUUGUGUCCUCUCGCUGUGAUUUUAGAUGUCAGUUGAUAUAAGUGUUAAUUUGCCCUCUAGUGAUAUAUUUUUAUUCUUAGGCCUACUGAAUUAAGCAUCACCCUGCUCAUUCUCAUGCUAGAACUGUCGAUGUUGAAUGUCUAUUAACAGCAUGUUUGCAUUUUUGCGUAUUUUUAAUAAAAUCCAAAGUUUCCACUUGGGAACAAUUAUUGAAUCCUUUUGCUGUUUAUGAAUGUUUAGAAAAUUUUAAAAUUGUUGACUUAUAUAAUGAAUUGUUUUCAAAGUUCUCUAUCUAUGUUUGAGAUGUUUUAUUAGCCAGUUGUAGUUAAACAAAUUGAAUUGUAUUAAAAAUUUACGAAAUUAUUCGCGUUCUUGCCUCGAAGUGAUCGCAUCGAGUUUCAAAAACGAUCUUCUCAAUUACGUGAAGCGUGAAGCAAUCUCGUUUUUGCCAUAUAAGUGUUCUAUUUUUUCGAAUAGUUUGCAUAUUUACCUGAAUAAUAAAGUUUUUAUGAAAGGAGAAAA